This is a messenger RNA of Cuculus canorus (common cuckoo), 4815 nucleotides long. RefSeq names its product nesprin-2-like. Gene Ontology annotation, molecular function: protein binding. The record is from RefSeq and is a predicted model, not a curated record. NCBI's taxonomy places the organism in Eukaryota, Metazoa, Chordata, Aves, Cuculiformes, Cuculidae.
AUGUUGUCAUCAAAAAGAAGCGAAGCUGAGCUGAGUGGAGGCCAGCAGCAGAUUAGGGAAGAGUGGGAUAAGCAGAUCUCCCAGAAAACCGAUGCCUGUGCUUUGGAGCCACAAGACUUUGAAAACCAAAUAGCAAAAUUGAGAGGACAUGGGGAAAGAUUUCAGUUACCUACCCCCUUUGUCCAGCAAGUUUAUCAAUUAGAGGAUGUUUGGGAUGACAUAUCCAGUAUUCUGAAAGCAAAACAUGUGGAACUGAACUCUCCUUCCGUCAGUGAGAGCCAGUACGAGGACUUACUUCAUGGGUUUGCAGAGCUGGUAGCUAUUGGGCAAGAGAAGGUUGCACGAGAUCCAAAGAAGCUAACAAAAAGCAGAGCCUUUUUCCACUACCUCAUCACCCGCGUGGUUUUCAUGCGAGAGAUUUCCAAGAGAGUGGUUCCCCCCAUCUUGCAAAAAAAAUUCUGGACAGAGAUGGUGAACUAAAUCAAGUUGCUGGAGCAGAAGGCCUGCCAGUAUGGUUUUCACUUAGAGAGCCUAUUGAAGGAAUGGAUGGAAAUUGAUGAUGAAUGCCUGGUUUUCAAUAAGGAGUUAGAGGCACUUGCGUCUACGUUGCCUUCUGUGAAUUUGGUUAAAGAAACUGAAGACCCAUUAAUGGAGAGGAUUGCAGUUCUACAGCAAAUGCAAAGCAGUGUUGAUGAAAAGCAUGCCAGGCUGCACCAGGUGGUGAAAGAAGGGAAGAAAUUGCUGACUGCUGUGAGCUGUCCAGAAAAAAGAAGCCAGAUUGGGAAGCUAGAAGAGCAGUAGUUGUCUUUAACCAAAAAAGUUGGCCAUGAACUACAUCAACUUCAGACCUUACUGAAACUCUUGGUCAGCUACAACAGAGACUCAGAAGAGUUAAUGAAAUGGCUGGAUUCUGCUCAGCAGAGAAUGAACUUUUGGAAGGAGCAGUCUCUCAAUGCUUCACAGGAUCUUCCCACCAUCAAGGAUAACAUUAACAGUUUGUUUGAAGCUGAUGAAAAAUCUUCCUUGAAGUCAUCUGUGGUGAGCACUGCCAACCAGCUCUUUCACGUGAAGCGAGCUGAUACCACAGCACUUACGUCACCCUUGGCAAAGUUCGAGCAAAAAUGGGGAGAGCUGAUCACACAGCUCCCAGCCAUCCAAGAAAAACUUCAUCAGGUUCAAAUGGAAAGACUUUCAGUACAGGAAGCUGUUGCAGAACUACUGACCUGGCUGGACCAUGUGGAACAACAGCAGGGACAUGAGGAGCCUAUAAAUUCAAUUACCCAAGUCAGGAGCCUCCUUCAGAAGUACAAGGAAUAUAUGAUGGAAAUGAAUUUUAAACAGACGAUGGUAGAUUCUGUUAACCAGUCACUCUUGGAGAUGAGCACUUGUGACAUGCAAAGCAAACAUUACAAAAGGACAGAAUUUGCUGAGUGUCUUGGAGAGAUGAACCUGUGGUGGCACAGGCUGCAGGCAUCUCUGAACAGAAAGAUACAAGACCUGGAACACAUUUUUGAGAAUAUUACUGAAAAUGAGAACAAAGCACAGACUCUAUGCAACUGGUCGGAAGCUCAGAGUGAUCGACUGAGACCUUUACAAACCCCAGCAAGUCUGAUCUCUGCACAGAUGACAUUAGAUGAUUGCAAGGUAUUUCUGCAUAAGCAGGAGAUCGAGGAGAGGCUCGCAACGAGGGUUGUGUUCAAUGGAAAGAAUAAGGACCUGUGCUCCUGGCUGGUGCAAAUGGAAAGCAAAGUAUUACAGACUGCAGAUGUUAGCAUUGAAGACAUGAUAGACAAACUGCAGAAGGAUUGCGUGGAAGAAAUAAACCUAUUCAGUGAAAAUAAGCUUCACUUGGAGCAAAUGGGCAAUCUGCUAAGGAAAGCUAGCAACAAGAGCCGGGUUGCUGAAAUAGAUAAUAAACUCAACCAAAUCCAUGAUCGCUGGCAACAUCUCCUGGCUGCCACUGGAGUGCGGGUGAAGAAACUGAAGGAAAUGCUGUCUUUUAUACAGCUUUUGGACAAAAACACAAGUAACCUUUGCAUCUGGUUGGCCCAGAUUGAGCCUGAGCUUUCUAAGCCUGUUGUAUAUGACAUCUGCAAUGACCAAGAAAUCCAGACGAGACUGGCAGAGCAGCAGGAUCUACAACAAGACAUAAAGCAGCAGACGGAACGGGUGGAAUUGAUGUUUAAUAUUUCUGAAGUCCUGCUCCAUGACUCGGAUGCGUAUGCUAAUGAGACAGAGUGUGACUCCAUCCAGCAGACUAGAAGGAGUUUGAAUAGAUGGUGGAGAAACAUUUUUGCCAUGUCUAUGGAAGGGUGAAUGAAAAUCAAGGAAGCCUGGCGCUUGUGGCAGAGGUUUUUGGACAACUAUUCUCGCUUUGAAGAUUGGCUAAUAUCAUCUGAAAUCGUUGCAGCUAGGCCUAAUUCUUCAGAGGUUUUGUACACAGACGCAAAGGAGGAGUUGAAGAAAUUUAAGGCAUUCCAACAGCACAUUCGUGAACGACUCACUCAGUUGGAGCUGAUCAAUAAGCGGUACAGGCGGCUCGCCAGUGAGAACCGCACUGACUCAGCCAGAGCAUUGACACGGAUGGUACAUGAAGGCAACCAGCGCUGGGAUAAUCUCCAAAAAUGGGUUGCUGCCAUUUUGAGGAGACUCAAGCACUUCACCAACAGGAGAGAUGGGUUUGAGGGGACAAGGGAAAGCAUUGUUGUUUGGCUCACAGAAAUGGACCUCCAGCUGACCAAUGUGGAGCACUUCUCAAAAAGUAACUUUGACAAAAUGUGCCAGUUAAAUGGUUUCCAGCAGGAAAUAACACUAAGCACCAAUAAGAUUAAUCAGUUAAUUGUUUUUGGGGAGCAUUUGUUUCAGAAGAGCGAGCCUUUAGAUGCUAUCCCAAUUGAAGACAAAUUGGAAGAACUUCAUCGAUACUGUCAGGAAGUGUUUGGACAAGUCGCCCAGUUCCAUCAACGACAGACUUUGAGACAUCCUGGACUGGACGAUGAAAAAGAGACCUCUGAAAGUGAAACAGUUCCAGAAGACUCCAGAGAAAUCCAGAAUGAUCCUUGGCAUAAGAUGGCCAUCAAUGAGGAGUCCUCUUCAACCCAGUCCCUUUGCCACCUUAUGGCCCCUACUCUACAACAUGAAAGAUCAGGCUGUGAAAUCCUCGUCAGUGUUGACUCCAUCCCAAUUCAGUGGGAUCACACAGGUGAUGUGGGAGGUUCUUCCUUUCACGAAGACGAACUAACUUACUACAGUGCAUUUUCAGGAAAGUCUGCUUCAGAAGCUCAUCCCUGGCAUUCUCCAGGUAGCCCAGUCCGCAUGAAACACCCAAACUUAACAGGCAGAGAUGGAUGGAAAUGUGUUGUUUGGUCCAGAGACAAGUGGGAGCUCAUUUAAGCUCAACACCUCAGAAAUAAACUCAGAAUGAAACAGAAGUUGAAGCACUGGCAGCAGCUGAACGCAGAUCUCAGUGACAUCUCUGCUUGGCUUGAUAAAACUAAGAAGGAGCUGGAAGGACUGCAAAAAGUGAAACCACCAACCAGCGUGUAGGCAUUGGAACAAAGCAACAAGAGGUUUAAAGACACGCUUAAAGCAUUUGAGAACUACAAGACAGUGGUGCUUUCCAUUAACCUGAACAGCAAAGAGUUCCAGAAAGCAGACAGCACAGAGUUCAAAGAGCUUCAGAACAGGGUUUGGAAGGUGGACUUGCACUGGGAGAAAGCAACUUACACACUGAGCAACUGGAGGAAAAAGUUGCAAUAAGCCCUACUGCAUUGCCAGGACUUCCAUGAUCAGAGCCAAAACCUAAUCCUGUGGGUAGCAACUGCUGAUAGCCAAAAGAAAGCAGUGCAAAUUACAGAUCCAAAUGCUGACCUCAAUACAAUACAGGAAUGCCAAAAGGAGCUAAUGAGGUGAAAGCUGUCCACAACCUAAUGGUGAAACACCUCAGUCUCCCUCCUUCUUCCACCGUGUAUUAUGAACAGCUUUACCGUUUUAGUACUUCCUUCUGCUGCUUUUACUUCUGGCUUUCAUGUUUCCAUAUUGUGAGGAAGACUACAGCUGCGCCGAGCAAAACAACAUCAAGCAUUCUUUCCAUCUCCCGCUGCAAUACUCCAACGGGCCUCCACCACUUUAGAAAGCAGCCCAGGAAUCUUCAAAUAUACCAAAACACACUCUCUGUGAUGCUUUUUCAUGCUUUUUAAUAGCUUCCUUUCCCUGUGGCAGGGAAUGUGUUAGAUUUCAUGUCUCAAAGUAUAUAUCUUGACAUAAUUGAACAUUUUUGUACAGAAAACUUUUUCUAUAGAUUUUUAAACUGUAAGCAGCAGCAUGCUUUAUACUCUGAUGCAAUAGAUGUACUAUUUUAUAGGGACAGUGCUCUUAAGCUUGCAAAGAGAUUGAAUACUGAGUUAUUAGAUGCAGAAACUACAUCGCAGUCAUCUUAAACACAGCAGUCUGUCUCAGGUUGGCAUGACAAACAAGCAGUUGAAGAGGCACUUUGCCUGAAAUCACUGCAUACCCUUCAUGUUACCUAUAGCUUUUGGGUCUGUAGUCACGUGGUGGAAAAAUAAACCUAUGUAUUUUUGAAUCAUCGUCAUUGUAUGUUAUUCAUCCAACACAUUCAGUAAUAGGGUGCACAUUUGUUUUGUUUUCCAUGAGGUGUUCCAGCGGUUAGGACUGCUGUGUUGUCUUUUUAUACUACUUUUGAGAUAAGAAAUUGCUCCAUUGUAUGGAAAUGGUAUAUAAUGCACAUAUUUUCUAGAUGAACAUGGUUACGUAGACUGUCCCUGGUGUAUACAGAUAAUGUAAGGACUUUUUUAA